Messenger RNA from Aspergillus pseudoviridinutans, 2202 nucleotides. Its product is annotated as stress-regulated transcription factor RPN4. The record is from RefSeq and is a predicted model, not a curated record. Bases 1 to 2202 code for a protein of 733 amino acids. Gene Ontology annotation, cellular component: nucleus. The transcript has a single exon. Gene Ontology annotation, biological process: regulation of transcription by RNA polymerase II. Lineage: Eukaryota; Fungi; Ascomycota; Eurotiomycetes; Eurotiales; Aspergillaceae.
AUGCUUAUGUACCCUUCUGUACGUAAGGGUCUCAUCACUGAACCAGCAUCUGCACCUUUUGUCCACCAGCAGGACCCCGUUUGCAUACAAGACGAUCAGUUCAUCCCAGACUUCUCUCAGCAAGACCCUUCACUGCAGUGUUUCUACCAACAACAGCCUCGACUGCAGUCUCCCUUUCAGUAUCAACCUAACUUCGAAUUUGUCUCUCCGCCCUCUUCCGCUCCCUCGUCACCUUCCUCCUCUCCCGCCUCUACCUUUUCCCACCUUCCCGCGACGGCAGUCGCGCAAUACUCGCCUGCCGUCGCCGACGGCAGUUCCUUCGAAGCUCCUUCGAUGACACCUGCUUCAUCGUACAACCCUUCGAUUCAUAUUCAGCAUUCGACCUCGCCUCCAACUUCCAACCCAUACCUGACACAAUACCAACCCCCAUAUUUCUACAGCAACCACCAUAACAGCAACCCCAUGUUGGCGCAACAUACUGUCGCAAACAACCACGGUUGGGAAGGCAACCUGCAGCUCUUGAGUCCAGCUCGCAUUUCAAACGGUCUCUCCCGGUCCUCAUAUCAAGACUCGCAGCUACAGACCUCUCCUGCCUCCAGCAAAUCUGCCCCAGCAGGAAGCGUGCAACGGUCCAACAACGGUAGCCUGUCAAAGCCUCUGCCUACACCUGUCCAGACGCCUGUGCAGAACUCUUUCCUCGCCACACCUUUUCAGAACUACAAUCCAUCCGCACAUGAUGCUAGUCAGGCCGAGGCAGAAGCGGCUAUGAGACGGGCUGUGAUGGAGCAGCAGCAGCAGCAAAACAACCAGCAGCAACAAUCACAAAACCAAUCAAGUGACUACUCACUGGCUCCCUCCGUUUCGACCGUGAGUCACAACUCGCCGGUGACCCCACAGACAAGCUUUGACGAGAUCGACGAUGCAUCGAAGGCGAUGGCUAAUGGUGAGAACCGAUAUCCMGAUGUAGACCGGUGGAUGGAUGAAUACUUACAUGCCGAUGCGCUUUCAGACUACGGAAACCACACUGGUUCCAAUAUGACCAUCGGCAUUCCCAAGCUCAAUCGCACAAUCUCAGACAUUUACCAAGAUGAGCUAUACAACCCUGCCAUCAUGCCAGCACCACAGGUCCCAAAGCAACCCUCCGGCAACCAGCAUUACCGCAGCGUCUUUGCAGAUCGUCUGCAAGCUGCCAAUCAGGGUCACCUAUCUGCACGGUCUCAGUCUCCUGCAGUCAAUCUGAACCGUGAUCGUUCGCCCUUCCGACAGAACUCACCAAUGGCGGCUGAGUUCGGCAACGUUGCUCAACUGGCGACCAGCGUGCCUAUGCCUCAAGGUACCAUGAAUCUGGGCCAGUCUCAGACGGAGCCCAAGACCAUGUCUCCCAAGGAUGCGGUCCUAGACUUCCAUGAGACUGAAGAUGCUAGCAUGCCGCCAUUGUUCCCUUCGACUCAGCCUGAUUUCAAUCUCAGCGAUGCGUUGGGCUUGCGACGUGAGAGCAGCUCUUCGUUGCGACAGGCACAAAACUUUCCAUCGAUGGAUUCGUUUCCUGGUCAGUUCAACACACAGACCAACUCUCUGUCUCAACAGUAUCCCUUUGUCCAGCAACAGCAGAACCACCGCCAGCCGCAGCACCAGCAGCAGCAGAACAAUUUGCUUCACCAUACACCCGAGUUUCCCGCCUCUCUUCCGCACCUUGAGUCUAAUGGAAGCGAGGUCAUUCAAAAUGAUAUGACUUCGCCUCAAUCCAACAUGAACAUCCUACCAAUUAAACAAGAGAUUACUCGGCCAGACAAUACAUCUACAGAUGGUGGCACCUACACCUGCACCUAUCACGGCUGCACUCUACGCUUUGAGACGCCGGCUAAGCUCCAGAAGCACAAGCGAGAGGCUCACCGCCAAACUACCCCUGGCGGUCAUCUCGUUAGCCGCGAUCACUCGGCACGGAACUCCCAGGCUGGCCCCCACAAAUGUGAGCGGAUCAACCCUUCCACUGGGAAACCCUGCAAUUCUGUCUUCUCGCGACCGUAUGAUCUUACGCGGCACGAGGACACGAUUCACAACGCCCGUAAGCAGAAGGUUCGAUGUCAUCUGUGCACGGAGGAGAAGACCUUCUCGCGCAAUGAUGCGUUGACCCGGCACAUGCGGGUGGUUCAUCCUGAAGUCGAUUGGCCCGGUAAGCAGCGGCGCAGGGGCCGUGAAUGA